GAAGAGAGAGGGGUUCAACAAAGUUUCCAUCUUCGGCGUCUCACUAAACUAAACAUUCUCGGCCUUCUUCUGUCUUCUCCUCCGAUGGCGUCUGCUAGGGUUCGGUGUCACUGCAAUGCCUCUUUCACCGGAUUGCCGCUCCCCCGCCGCCAACGUAACUCGUCGACGCUACAGGUUUCUUCUCCGAACCGUGUCGGUUUCACAGCACUGAAAUGGAUCGGAGACGGCUCAUCAUCAUCAUCCUGCGGAAGGAUGGUUUCGGGUCCGUCGCUCAGAGGCACAGUGCGAGCUGCGUUGGAAGAGAAGAAGAAGAAGAAGAAGAAGAAGAAGACAGACGCGAUCGAGGAGGUAGAAGAGGAGAGGAGGUUCACGUGCGUGAUGAAGUUUGGAGGAUCAUCGGUGGCGACGGCGGAGAGAAUGAGGGAAGUGGCGGAUUUGGUUUUGACGUUUCCGGAAGAAAGUCCUGUCAUUGUUCUUUCUGCCAUGGGGAAGACUACUAACAAUCUCCUGCUUGCGGGAGAGAAGGCAGUGAGUUGUGGUGUUUCUAAUGCUUCUGAGAUCGAGGAGUUGAGCAUUAUCAAGAAUUUGCAUCUCAGGACAGUGAAAGAGCUCGAGAUCGACCCCUCUGUUGUUUCGUCGUUUUUGGAAGAACUAGAGCAGCUUCUGAAAGGUAUAGCCAUGAUGAAGGAGCUGACACUUAGAACCAGAGACUACUUGGUCUCUUUUGGAGAGUGCUUGUCUACAAGGAUUUUCGCUGCUUAUCUUAAUAAAAUCGGUGUCAAGGCACGCCAAUAUGAUGCAUUUGAAAUUGGUUUCAUUACAACGGAUGAUUUCACUAAUGGAGAUAUCUUGGAAGCAACUUACCCAGCUGUUGCCAAGAGAUUAUAUGACGAUUGGAUGCAUGAUCCUGCUAUUCCAGUUGUAACAGGUUUCCUUGGAAAGGGUUGGAAAACUGGCGCAGUUACUACCUUGGGUAGGGGUGGCAGUGAUUUGACGGCAACCACAAUUGGUAAAGCAUUGGGUUUGCAAGAGAUUCAGGUGUGGAAAGAUGUUGAUGGUGUUCUAACAUGUGACCCUACUAUUUAUAAACGAGCUACACCAGUACCAUAUCUAACAUUCGAUGAAGCAGCCGAGCUAGCUUAUUUUGGUGCACAGGUCUUGCACCCACAGUCAAUGAGACCAGCAAGAGAGGGUGGGAUUCCUGUUAGGGUUAAAAAUUCUUAUAACCCUAAAGCUCCGGGAACUAUCAUCACGAAAACAAGAGACAUGACCAAGACAGUUUUAACGAGCAUUGUUCUGAAACGCAAUGUGACCAUGCUGGAUAUAGCAAGCACCCGAAUGCUUGGUCAAGUAGGAUUUCUUGCCAAGGUAUUUUCGAUAUUUGAGGAUCUUGAAAUAUCCGUAGAUGUUGUUGCCACUAGUGAAGUCAGCAUAUCUCUGACACUGGACCCAUCAAAACUUUGGAGCAGGGAACUGAUUCAACAGGAGCUUGAUCAUGUAGUUGAAGAACUGGAGAAAAUAGCAGUUGUGAAUCUUGCAAAAGGAAGAGCAAUAAUCUCUCUAAUCGGAAACGUUCAACAUUCCUCCCUGAUUCUAGAGAGGGCGUUUCAUGUUCUUUGGACCAAAGGCAUCAAUGUCCAGAUGAUAUCACAAGGAGCAUCCAAGGUAAACAUUUCCCUAAUAGUAAAUGACGCUGAAGCCGAAGGAUGCGUCGAGGCUCUUCACAAAUCCUUCUUCGAGAGCGGUGACCUCUCAGAGUUAUUAAUACAACCCAGAUUUGGCAACGGGUCACCUGUUAGGGCAAUGCAAGUAGAAAACUGACUCAUUGCUUGAUCUGCACUUUUCAUUGUAUUGCUUCUGAGUUACAAUGUUUAGUUGUUAAAGAACUGCUUGUUGUCCACACGUUUAGUUGUUUUACGUUUAGGCAAGAGAACCGCUUGACAUCUUUUCAUUUAGUGUAAGAUUGGUUUCUUGAACCAUUUUGA
This is a messenger RNA of Raphanus sativus (radish), 1985 nucleotides long. RefSeq names its product aspartokinase 1, chloroplastic. Gene Ontology annotation, cellular component: chloroplast stroma. The transcript is spliced from 13 exons. The record is from RefSeq and is a predicted model, not a curated record. The coding region runs from base 85 to 1821 and encodes 578 amino acids. Gene Ontology annotation, molecular function: aspartate kinase activity. Gene Ontology annotation, biological process: amino acid biosynthetic process. NCBI's taxonomy places the organism in Eukaryota, Viridiplantae, Streptophyta, Magnoliopsida, Brassicales, Brassicaceae.